Molecule: messenger RNA, 2185 nt
Organism: Mytilus trossulus (common blue mussel)
Lineage: Eukaryota; Metazoa; Mollusca; Bivalvia; Mytilida; Mytilidae
Product: cardioacceleratory peptide receptor-like
Exons: 5
Coding region: 72-902 (276 amino acids)
Biological process (GO): G protein-coupled receptor signaling pathway; cellular response to hormone stimulus
Cellular component (GO): plasma membrane
Molecular function (GO): G protein-coupled receptor activity; peptide binding
Source: RefSeq, a predicted model, not a curated record
UUUUCCUUGGUAUAAUAGCAUUCAAUGCACUUGUUAUCGUGUUGUUACUAACACGGAAGAAGAAGACGAGAAUGGGAUUUUUUGUUACAAAUCUUGCAAUAUCAGAUCUCUGUCUUGGACUCUUUUACGUUUUCCCGGAGUUGGUUUUCAACAAAUUUGGAGUUCCUUGGAAUAAAUAUGUUUGCUAUAUAGUGUACGCAUUUUUCUCACAGUGGUCAGCCUAUGUAUCUAUAUAUGCAAUAGUUGUAAUGUCUAUAGAUAGACUAUACGUUAUUGUGAGACCUUUAUCUGCAGCCUCUAAAGGACAAAAGUAUCGAUUUGGUUUGGUAUCAAUAGCAUGGAUUACUGGAUCAGUUCUUGCUGUGCAGUACGUUGUUCACACUGACUUCGGGAAGAGGGAGAAGACAUUUUGUGUUCAUUUUAUUCCAUACAGGGAGGCAAUGCUUUAUAUUGAUACCACACUUAUGAUAAUAAUUCCAGUCAUUAUUAACGUCAUUUGUCAUGCUGGUAUAAUAAUUACAAUCCGAAGACGGGAAACAUGUGGAUUUAUUCCGGCAAACAGAAGCGAUACAGUUUCUACAGAUGAAAUAAUUCCUAAGGAUAGAGUGAUUUCAAAUGCAAAAAUCAAGACGAUAAAGCUACUAUUAGUUGUAGUAUGUGUGUAUAUAUUAUGUUGGACACCAAUAUAUGUGGGUGCAUAUUUACAGUUUUACGCCAAUAUAAAAGCCGGAUUGAUAUAUAAUGUGUUGUAUACAUUUGCACCAUUGAACAGUUUUGCCAAUCCAUUAGUGUUUUUGAUAUUUAAUUUCAAAAUGUUUCGAUCAAAUAAGAAAAAGACGGAUUAUCAUGUAAUGCACAUGAAUACAUUGAAAACGUCAUUAUGUUCAAAACGUCAUCAUUAAAAGUUACAUGUGAGUGAAACGUCAUCUUUAAAAGUAAUAUUUGAUUGAAGUGUUUAUUUAGCCAUCUUGCAACUUUAGAGGAAGGUGAAUACAGUGAAGACUUCAAUAGGUUCAAAACGUCAUCUUAACGGGAAAGGUCCAUUUAAAAGUGAUAUUCAUGAAGAAACCUUAACAUAUUCAAUUUUUGUUACUGUGAAUACAUUAUCAUUUGUCAGAUGCCAAUUGUCGUGUAUUUCGUGGGUAUAGUUGAACCACAAAAUUGAAAUGUCAAUGAAUGCCAAAUUUCCUAUAGACCUGUAUGCAAACAUUGGAUAAAGCGCAACAUCAAAUAUUCACGAACAUGGCAGGGUUCUUUUAUUCGCGAAAAUUAGUACCUACGAACAUAAGUGAUUCCAACCUGAAGGCUGAAGGAUCUACAGGAAUAUACUCAAUAGUCAAUCAGUAAUGGCUAUAACAAAUAAAAACGAAAACGACGAAAAAAAGCAAUCAGUCUUUUAAACAUAACAUUGAAAUAUUUAUGAAAACAUAUUACCACAAAUCUCACCAAACAACCGGAUGUACUAACAGGUGCUUUCGAAAAGUUAAGAUAUCAUUAUUAUCAAACGCUUGACAUCAAAUGAAUUGCGGUUUUGCUUGUGUGGGAAGUUCGUGGAAGAAAUUUGAAUUCAAAGUGAAAAAGAAGUGCACUACAGCAUUCGACAUUGAAUGAAUAUAGGUUCUAUUCGUAUGCCAUUUUCUUGGAAGAAAAUUAAAUAAACAGUAAAAAAGAAACGCACUGCAGAUCGUGAAGUACUCUCGCGUUAUAAAAGUGUUAGUUUGCAUUUCAUAUAUUCAUGGGUAGAAAACGAACAUUUGUCAUAUAGGUUUUGAUGAUACCUGCGUUUUGAACAAAAUAAAACGAAAACUUUUUUGUAAUCUUUCUUUCCUUUCAAGAUCUUUGAACACCUUAUCAAUUUUAGUGAUUUUAGGUUGAGUGAUAUUCAAUUAUUUCAAUGAUAUAUAGUAUUCAUUAUUUUAAACGAGAUUUGUAUUAACGGUCAUAAUAUUUAACUCAUCAAAUAUUGGUAUAUUACUUGCUAUUUUUAUUUACAAGUCUGCCAUUUGUAUUGAGUAUACUAUUGAAUUGUAAUAUUGCUAUAAUGUAAUUGAUUAUUACCGUCUACGAGCAUGUGUAAAUAAACAGAAGGAUAAUGUCGGAGUGAAGGGAUUGUAAUAACAAACCAAAGGAUAAAAAUCUGAUAACUCAUGUAACACAAGUAUUACAUAUUGCUUGCAAAUGCUAA